Molecule: messenger RNA, 1842 nt
Organism: Lachancea mirantina
Lineage: Eukaryota; Fungi; Ascomycota; Saccharomycetes; Saccharomycetales; Saccharomycetaceae
Source: the annotation of a GenBank genome assembly
AUGAGGAAGAAGAAUCAUCGGAUCUUGCAUUUAAUUCUCGCGGUUGGCGUGGUAUAUCUCACGUAUGGCCUUUUCUUUGGAGACGGGAAGCAGAAUGAGGAGUUGAGCUUAAGAGUGGCUGAUGAGCUGGUUAAAGACAAGACAGAAAACCGACAAUACGGUAGAAUUGACAGAACGGAUCUUGCACUGGAGUCGGGUUUCCAGACAAUUGCCAAAUCGUGCCCCAAUUUUGCACAGUAUGCCUCGAAACCGCAUACCAAAGAUUCCGGAUCUGAAAUCUCAUCGAGACUUCUACCAUAUCAGAGACCGCCAGAGAAAUGUCGAACUUUUAGGUCUAAAUUAGUGGAAAGAUUCUUGGAUGAGUUUCUAGCGAUGUUUAAGGACCCUAAUUUGGCGCGUCUUUUCGAAAACGCAUUUCCCAACACCUUGGAUACGACUAUCCUGUGGCAUGUUACGGGUAAUCAAAAUAUGAAGCUAAACAACCACCGCUCCCGGCAUUCGUCGUUCAGAAAUUCUUUGCCGGAGACCUUUGUAGUAACAGGGGAUAUCCAUGCCGAAUGGUUGCGAGACUCGGCUCGUCAACUUUCCGUAUAUCAACCUUUCAUCAAAGAGGACACUUCCAUCCGCGAAAUGAUUCAAGGCGCCAUCAACUCCCAGGCUCAACUUGUACAGUCAAACCCUUACUGCAAUGCAUUUCAUCCACCGGUUUACUCACCCGUAGUGAGAGGUCAAGGAAGCAUUGACAGCGUUUAUCCGCGUCCAGACUGGAGACAAGUGUUUGAAUGUAAGUACGAACUGGACUCCCUAGCAUCUUUCUUGACAAUUUCACGCGAGUUUUACGAGAACGCGCGGCCUGAGGAUCGAUUCAGAUUCUUGAAUGAGGACUGGAUAUUGGCGUUGGAAAACUUACUUGUGGUUCUCAGAAUGGAAUCCGUGUCCACGUUUGACGAAACGGGCGUAGUGAAUCCCUUUUAUUAUACAUUCCAGAGACAGACCAACGUCGCUUCUGAGACCCUGCCGCUGGCUGGCACAGGCAAUCCUGUCAAGGGUGGCACUGGGUUGGUGAGGAGCGCGUUCAGACCCAGUGACGACGCUACCGUUUUCCAAUUUUUAGUGCCCGCGAACGCGCAGAUGGCAGUAGAGCUGGCCAAAACGGUCGAAAUUUUGCAAGAUUAUCAGGACUCGUUUGGAGAGUUGCCACAGGGCGUACAACACAAGUUCAACGUGCGACUCACGCAACUGAUCGACCGUGCCAACAGUUUCGCAGACAGUAUACACAAGGGAAUCAUGGAGCACGCCGUUGUGGAACACCCUAAAUUCGGUACCGUAUUCGCCUACGAGGUCGACGGGUACGGCAGUCAUCUACUGAUGGACGACGCGAAUAUCCCGUCGUUGUUGUCGCUUCCAGAACUGGGGUUUCUGGAACGCACAGACAAAAUAUACCAGAACACACGCAAGAUGAUUACAAGCAAAGAUGGCAACCCGUACUAUAUCCAAGGAACCCAUUUCCAAGGCAUUGGCGGACCGCACAUAGGCAUCCACAACGCAUGGCCCAUGAGCCUGAUUGUUUUGAUCCGCACGUCCACAUCAGAUGCCGAAAUUGAGUCUGCCUUGAAAGCUUUGCUUGAAAACACGGCAGGAUUAGGUCUUAUCCACGAGUCCAUACAGGCUUUCCACGAAGAUGGAUCCCAUUUCACGAGACCCUGGUUCUCCUGGGCCAACUCUGAGUUCGCCAAGAUGAUCCUACAGCUUGCGGAGACGCAUCCGCAUCUUAUUUUGGAGGAUUCGCACGCCAAAGACAAGUUUCAGCUACCGAAGUUCUUGCAUGCUUUACAAGCGUAG